Heterostelium album PN500 is the source of this 381-nucleotide messenger RNA. RefSeq lists its product as uncharacterized. The coding region runs from base 1 to 381 and encodes 126 amino acids. Lineage: Eukaryota; Evosea; Eumycetozoa; Acytosteliales; Acytosteliaceae. The transcript is spliced from 2 exons. The record is from RefSeq and is a predicted model, not a curated record.
AUGGAUAUUGAAUGUCAAACAAAAGUUGACUAUCUACAACAAGCACGUAAAACAACACGACCUUCUACAAAAGGUUUGACAGUCUAUAAAGAACGUGGAUCAGUUAUACUUCAAAUAAAUAAUAGUGCAAAGACAUCUUUCAAUUUGGAGGAAUCACUUUCGAAAUACUAUGCAAGUUUUAUACAUGAAGGCAAAAUGACAUUGGAGAUGGUGUUACCUGGUGGCACCUUUUGUAACAUUCUAAUAUCAAAAGCAUCACCGGAACUCCUAACAAAGCUAUAUUCAAUAUUGAAAGUUGUUUUAGAAUCACCUCAAGAUAUCAUAGAUCUUGAUCUAGCGAGUAAUAAACCAAGUAAAGAUGAUGAAGCAAUAGAAGUAUAA